CAUUAUGGACAUCUAAACGCGUGAUAUCAAUACUUUUGUGUUAAAACUCUCUUUGGACCAAAUGCUCCCUACGCUAAGCCCAAAGCCCAUAUAUUUAUUCCCACCAAAUCCAACAAAAAAACGCCUUUUUUCCCAAUAUACCAUAAAUGGCGCGAAAAUUAAAAAAACCCUUCCCAUUUCCCAAUUUAGGGUUUCGAUUGAAAUUUCACAAUUUCACUUGAAUUCUGAACCUAAUUAUACAAUCAUCUGAAAAUCCAACAAAGUAAUGUCGAAUUUUCCUGAGCAAUUGGAACAAAUCAAAACCCUAAUUUGUUCAUCUUCAAAAUUAGAAAAAUCAUUUGCUUAUUCAACUCUUCAACAUCUUCAAGAGCAGGCGAGCACUGAUGAUUCCUUAAUUCAGCUUCUUGUUGAUUUCAAUAAAAUUAUCAUUUCUUCGAUUAUCGACGACAUUCAAAUUAUUGAUGCUGAUGAAGAAAUUUCUACACUGGCUUUGAAGUGUUUGGGGUUCAUAAUUUAUCAUCCUUCUUUCGUUGUAGCGAUUUCGAAAGAAUAUGUUGAUCAAGUGCUUGAGUCAUUGGCUAAGCUGAUCUUAACAACGAAAAUUAAGGUGGUUUGCAAUCUUGGUGUGUGGUGUAUUUCCAUUCAGCAGCUAGAUGCUUCACAUUUAGCUUCUCACUUUGAAUCCUUGUUGAGGGCUGUUGUUCAUUCCCUUGACAACCCCACUGGCUCGUUAUCUACAACAUUCGAGGCUAUUCAGGCUGUCAUGAAGUUAGCAAAUCAGAUAAGUGAAAAAAUGAGAGAAUCGUCAUCUAUAUGGGCACCUUCUAUAUAUCGAAGACUUCUAAGUGGAGAAAAGAAAGAGAGAGAUAUGUGCAUAAGAUGUUUGUUGAUGAUCAAGUUUCUAAUUGUUCCUCCACAAUUGGCUCUCUCAAAGGCCAUUGCUCAAGACAUGAAGCUAAGCUUACUUUCUGGGAUGGACGAUAUGCUGAAACAUGGAAAGAAAGUUCAGGCUCUCCAAGCAUGGGGAUGGUAUAUUCGUAUUCUUGGACAAUAUUCUAUGAAGAAUAGGCAUUUGGUUAAUGCAUUACUCAAAGUCCCUGAGCAAACCUUUUCCGAUCCAGACCCACAAAUCCAGAUUGCCACACAGGUAGCAUGGGAAGGUCUAAUAGAUGCAUUUAUUUUCCUUCCGUCAAAAGAAUGUGGUGGUACUUCACAAGUUAAUGGAGGCACUGGCCAAAAUAAAGCAUUUUCAAAAAGUUUGAAGCUGAUUAUGACACCAUUAGUUGGAAUUAUGACAAGUAAAGCUGGUCUUUCUGUCCAAUCAUCUUGCCUGAACACAUGGUGCUAUCUGUUACAUAAGCUUGAUACACUAGUAAAUGAUCCUCAUAUUCAAGGUAUAGUUGUGGAACCUUUGUUUAAGGUAGUCUUUAAUAUUGGACUUGAAGACGAUAAUGUUUGGAGGUGGAGACUCUGCAUGGAUUUGCUUCAUGAUAUUAUCCAAUCAAAAACUGUAAGUUAUGGAUCACACACCCAGGUUGAUGGUACAAUAUCACCUGUAACUACUGAUAAGUUAAAUCUUGUAUCGUUAUCAGAGGAAUCUACAUUAAAAAACUACUCUAUAAGAUGGCUACCUUGGGACUGUAGUCAGGUGGAUUUUCUUCUGAGAACAAUACAGAUGAUUUUCUGUCAAGUAGCAAAAGCUACUUUGUGCCCCAAAAUUAAGAGGCUGGUUUGUGAUGCUGCAACGAGGAUGUUCUGUUUCUUUUUGAAAGGUGUUCAAAUAGAUUUUAUGAAAUCUUCAACUAAUUAUGAUACUGUUAUGCAGUCCAUGAAUGCUAUUUUGGUGUUUGUAAAGACUGUUUGUGACACUGCUUCAAGUGUGGAUGAUGCAACAAAUGACUUUCAACUUGCUUGCCUACGGACUUUGGAAGCAGUAACUCAGGAGCUUGAUCCAUCUAUUCUAGGUUCCUCUCUUUAUAAGGUUGCCUUAGUCAUGAAGUGUAGAUCCACAGAUGAAGUUGCAUGCAAUAUGCUGACAGGGAUUGGCCCCACAAAGCUUAUGGAAAUGGUUCCACCAAUAAUUUAUUUAACUGUGUAUUACUUUUGUCUGAUGGUUCAACUUAGCAAUAAGGAAGCCAGCAUUGGGUCUAGUGACUCCAGUCUGCAAGAAGGAUAUAAAUAUUUUACUCGUGUGCUAUCUUCGUAUGAUUCUCUCCAAGUGAUCCAUGCCAUCACUGUUAUCCUGUAUGAUCAUUUUGAUCACAAUUCCUUAAGGGUUUGGAUUACAAUUGCCCAAUGUUUGAAGGAAUAUUUAGAUGGUGCUAAGGAUAUGAUGCCAAUGAGAACCCAGCCUGCUAGUACUGGUUGUAUUACCUUGUGCCAUUUCUUUGUUUAUCCACUCAUUGUCUGUACCUCUCGGAAAACAGUAAGCACCCAAAAGCAGUGCAAUUCCCGUAUAGUUUCUUCAUGUUUAUCAGAAAACCUUUCACAAGUUAAAGAAGUGUGGAUGUCACUUUAUUGUCUAGUGAAUUCUACUAACCUGCAAGAAAAUCAAAACAAGAAUAGUUUUGCAGAAGAUCUUUGUUCAUCUUUGAAUGACUUCCUCCAAAGAAGCAACACGGGUGAGGUUGAUCCUCCUGAUAACAGUCAGGAGCACCAUUUUCUCUCUUUUUGUGGGAAUAUAGCUGAGUGUAUUUUAAAGAAUUUGCAUAUUAAAAAGGUCACUCCUGAAGCAAUUAAGGGUGAUUAUACAGAAUCCAGUGGCAUAAACAACUGCUUGGAAUUUAUAGCCAGGCUUAUAAAUCUCAUGAGCACAAUUAAUGAAGCACCAGAACAUGUUAUUUCAAGGAUACUCCCCCCAUUUACAUACUUAGUCAGUUGCCUUCAGUGGAAAGAAGAUAUUAUUUCCUUGUUUAAGGUUCUAUGUGAUCCCCUGCUUCCUUGGUUGUCAGAAUCUGUGAUAAACUGCGAAAGCAUCAAAUGUCAACUGCAAAUUUUGUGGGAAGAAAUUAUUAGAAGUUUGCUACGUAGCUGGCCAACAAUAGUAUUUGAUUCCUCCUUCCUUGAGUUACAAGCACCUCUACUUGAAAAAACACUUGACCACCCCAAUCCUUCUAUUUCCAACCCCACGAUCACCUUUUGGAACUCUGCUUAUGGAGAUCUGGUUCAUUUAGAUAUUCCUCCUUGCUUGCUCAAUGUUUUAGACAAGCUGUUGCGAGUUGGAAGGCUAAAAAUCAGAAACAGGAAAGCACCAGCAGUGGAGAAAAACAGUUCGAGUUUGGAAGUUGUCACUUCUCUUCCAAAACACAAUGUAACAGCUACAUUAAAUAUGUGCUCAAAACGAGUAAAACUUAUGGAAAAUGUAGUGGAUGGUUCCCCUUGUAAGAGCAAGCUGCCUCCUCCAAGCACGAAACGAAAGAGGUCAGAGCUCACAGAACAUCAAAAGGAAGUGAGAAGAGCACAACAAGGGAGACUGAGAGAUUGUAGUGGACAUGGUCCUGGAGUUCGAACUUAUACAGGUGCUGAUUUUUCACAAGGAAAUCAUGAGGAUUCACAAGAUAGUCAGGACUUUGAGAACGUUCGUGAUUCUGAGUUAAUCUUGAAUUUGCUCAGAAAAUCUGGUUGAUUGCUUUAAACUUGGAGACUGAUUUUGUGAUAGUAUGACAGCUUCUUAUGGUCUUCUUGCUAGUGGAAUAGUUUUGUUGAUAAUUUAAUGUUCAUAAUUCUUUUGUGAAUUAGUGUUAGAAAAUAUAAAUCAACUUCGAAGUUCGAAUUGUAACCAGCAUUGUAGUAAAUGACAAAGUAAAUUUAUAAUAUAUUUAAGAAAAUAGGGAGUCAUGUGUACUAAAUGUAUAAUUACAUAUUACGGAGUAUACAUUAUCAAUGUAUUUGGCAUUGUCCGAGUCAAAAUACUAAUCUACUCCGUAUAGUUCUAUACUCCCUCUGUUUAUUUUUAGUGCCCCACUUUUCUAAAACGGCUGUUUUUAUAAGUGUCUUAUUACUAAAAGUGGAAACCUUACUCACAUUAUACGGAGUAUAUUAUUUAAAGUGCCCAAUUACUAAAAGUGGAAACCUUACUCACAUUAUUUACUUUCUCCUUCUUUUUUCUAACUCCACUAACUUUAAUAAUAUUUUCUCCCUCACAUUAUUUUUAGUAAUCCCAAUUCAUAUUUCUCUCUCUUACUUUUCCAAAUUUUUUAAUCCUAACCUUCUCCUUCUAUAUAUUAUUCUAUUCUUUUGCCUAAACAACUAUGUACCAAGGGUAUGGAGAACUGAAAAAAAAAAAAAAAAAAAAAAACAGAGGGAGUAGUAUAUUAGCAUCAAAAGAAAUGUGAUUGAAAUCAAAGUAACAAGUAUCUCUACUAAGAAAAUGAAAAACUCUCGGUACACACACAUCAUAAAUUAAAGAAAUGUAAUAA
Chenopodium quinoa (quinoa) is the source of this 4418-nucleotide messenger RNA. RefSeq lists its product as uncharacterized. The transcript has 10 exons. Gene Ontology annotation, cellular component: nucleus. Bases 266 to 3625 code for a protein of 1119 amino acids. NCBI's taxonomy places the organism in Eukaryota, Viridiplantae, Streptophyta, Magnoliopsida, Caryophyllales, Amaranthaceae. Gene Ontology annotation, biological process: telomere maintenance. The record is from RefSeq and is a predicted model, not a curated record.